AAUUGAAUACAUAGAUUCUAUCAUUACAAAUAUAUAGCCAACUUUCUCAUUAUGUAAAGACAGAAACAAAAAAUUAGAGCAAGAAGAGGGAAAUAGAGUUUUGACUUAUCAUGGAGACAAAGCAGGAACCUCAAGCCAACACCAGCACCACAAAAAGAACCUUGCUUAUUCUGAACUGCAUCCUUUUAUCUAUAGGCAACUGCGGUGGCCCUCUUAUCAUGCGCCUCUAUUUCAUACAUGGAGGCAAGCGUGUGUGGCUCUCUAGCUGGCUCGAAACCGGCGGUUGGCCAAUCCUUUUAAUCCCUCUCUUCAUCAGCUACCUUCACCGCCGGUCCACCAAUCCCCCCACUAAAUUGUUCUACAUGAAACCUCGUCUUUUCCUCGCCGCCACAUUCAUUGGUGUCCUCACUGGCCUCGAUGACUAUCUUUACGCUUAUGGAGUAGCACGUCUGCCUGUUUCAACUUCUUCUUUGAUCAUUGCUACGCAGUUAGCUUUCACUGCGGCUUUCGCGUUUCUUUUGGUUAAACAGAAGUUCACUUCUUUUUCGAUUAACGCAGUUGUUUUAUUGACUGCUGGUGCUGGUGUUUUGGCCUUGCAUACAAGCAGUGAUCGCCCAGGUCAUGAAUCCACUAAACAGUAUGCCUUAGGGUUUGUUAUGACGCUAGUGGCUGCAGCUUUGUAUGGCUUUAUCUUACCAUUGGUGGAGUUAACAUACAAGAAAUCGAAGCAGGAGAUUAGUUACACUCUCGUGAUGGAGAUUCAGAUGGUGAUGUGUCUGUUUGCUACAAUCUUUUGCACCAUAGGGAUGCUGGUUAACAAAGAUUUUAACGUGAUUCCAAGAGAAGCAAGAGAAUUCGGACUUGGGGAAACGAAGUAUUAUGUCAUACUGGUGUGGAGCGCAAUAAUUUGGCAGUGUUUUUUCUUGGGAGCCAUUGGUGUCAUAUUUUGCGCCUCCUCUUUGUUAUCAGGCAUUUUAAUUGCUGUUCUCCUUCCGGUGACAGAGGUCCUGGCUGUCAUUUUCUACCAAGAAAACUUUCAGGCAGAAAAGGGUGUCGCCCUUGCACUUUCUCUUUGGGGUUUUGUUUCUUACUUCUACGGUGAGGUGAAGGAAAGCAAGAAAAAGAAUCUUGCUCCAGGAUCGGAAAUGCCUCGAUCUUCUAGUCCGACAGAAAAUGUUUGAAGACAUCAGACAUUCUCAGAAUUCUCCACAAAUAUAUAGUAUGAUGUGAAUGAAAGCUGAAUAUUAUUGUGCCGCAUAAAAUAAACUGUCUUUGUUUGUUUGGUUGA
This is a messenger RNA of Ricinus communis (castor bean), 1288 nucleotides long. RefSeq names its product purine permease 3. NCBI's taxonomy places the organism in Eukaryota, Viridiplantae, Streptophyta, Magnoliopsida, Malpighiales, Euphorbiaceae. Gene Ontology annotation, cellular component: membrane. The coding region runs from base 111 to 1181 and encodes 356 amino acids. Gene Ontology annotation, molecular function: purine nucleoside transmembrane transporter activity. The record is from RefSeq and is a predicted model, not a curated record. The transcript has 2 exons.